This is a messenger RNA of Lodderomyces theae, 759 nucleotides long. RefSeq names its product proteasome core particle subunit alpha 3 (gene PRE9). The transcript has a single exon. Gene Ontology annotation, biological process: ubiquitin-dependent protein catabolic process. The record is from RefSeq and is a predicted model, not a curated record. Bases 1 to 759 code for a protein of 252 amino acids. Gene Ontology annotation, cellular component: proteasome core complex; nucleus; proteasome core complex, alpha-subunit complex. Lineage: Eukaryota; Fungi; Ascomycota; Pichiomycetes; Serinales; Debaryomycetaceae.
AUGUCGAGAAGAUACGAUUCAAGAACCACUAUAUUCUCACCCGAGGGAAGAUUGUACCAGGUUGAAUAUGCACAGGAAGCCAUAUCGAUGGCGGGGACUGCAUUGGGGAUAGUCUCCAGUGAAGGUGUUGUCUUGGCAUGUGAAAAGAAGGUAACGUCGAAACUAUUGGAUGACGAUGGAAGUGCAGAGAAAUUGUACAUAAUAAAUGAUCAGUUAAUUUGUGCUGUUGCCGGUAUGACCUCCGAUGCUUCGAUCUUGGUCAAUAAUGCCAGGGUCCAAUCGCAACAAUACUUGAAGACCUAUAAUGAGGAAAUCCCCUGUGAGAUUUUAAUCAAGAGGGUGGCAAAUAUCAAACAAGGUUAUACUCAACAUGGUGGAUUGAGACCUUUUGGAGUCAGUUUUCUAUAUGCUGGUUGGGACGACAGAUACCAAUAUCAAUUGUACACUUCCAAUCCUUCUGGAAAUUUCAGUGGAUGGAAGGCUACUAGCAUUGGGGCUAAUAAUGCUGCUGCACAAACAUUGUUAAAGAAGGACUACAAGGAAGACUUGACUUUGAAAGAAGCAUGUGAGUUGGCUAUUAAGGUAUUGUCAAAGACCAUGGACGCAUCCAAUCUUAACAGUGAGAAACUAGAGUUUGCUACAUUGAGUUUGGGAAAGGAUGGAAAAGUUUUGCGCAAGAUAUGGAGCGAUAAGGAUAUUGAUGCAUUGAUCCAAGCAAGUGGGGUAUUGAAUGAUAAGCCAAACGAUGACGAUGAUUGA